AUGAAUUGGCUGGACUUUAAAGGUAAGAAAAAAUUUUAAAUUUUUGCCAUAUUUUAUUGCACCCUUGUUUGCUAUAUUUUAUCGCACCCCAGCCCUACCCUGUCCCUGCUAUAGCCCAAUCCUAACUCUACGCUACUCCUCAACUAAUGUUAAAUAUUUUAGAAUUCAAUAUAGUAGAAGCAAUAUUGUAUGUUACUGUAAUAAUCAUGACGACAUCGCUUUUUUCAAUUGUCUUAGUAUUACCAGACGCCUUGGACAAAUUACAUACAACGCGUACUGUAAUUUCUGAAGUGUCAUCACAAUUUCGAAUUGAAUCAAAUGAACUGUGGCAAGAAUUAUUGGAAUUUAACAAUGGAAGAAAAAAAAGAAGUUUGACUUUGGAAGAAAUAAAAAUUUUAGCAGCUAAGUCAACUUUAAAUCGACGGGUUUUUAAAAAUGAUAAAAAUGAUCACGGUACCAAACAAUGGCAUAAGAUCCCGAACAGAAGUGGAAGUACUAAAAAUAAAGUUGUGAGUCAAAACAGUUUUAAAAGUACGAAAAAUCGUCUUUCAAAGGAGGUCAGUACUCAAGGUAGCAGAACUAUUACUGCUUUCAACAAAGAUGGUGAUAAAUUAAGCGUAGGACAACUAAGUGAUGCUAGACAAGCAAAGAAAAGCUUAGAAAAUAACAAAGUAAAAACACUGCAGAAAAAUAAUACCAACUUUAGAAAGACAUUUCAAAAUGCCAUUUCUGUCAAGAAGGGUACAAAUGACGCUAUCUUUGACAAAAAACCUUUAAAUAAUACCAGUUUACCCAAAAAUGCUGUAAGAAGAAAACAAAUCAACAAAAAUCAUGUUCAUAGCCAUAAGAACCAAAUACACAAUUUUGGCCCACAAAUAAUCGACUCUAAACAUCUUCACAUCCUUAAUAUGCCAUCUUCAGUUAAAGACAACACCCCCAAAAAGCAAUACCUACAUCAUCAAUCCGAUAAUGAAGUUUCUUACAAAGCUAGACAUCCUAGAAACUACAAACUGCUAAAUACUGGUUCAGCUUAUCCUAAAAGUGCUAGACCAAGACAAAAUGGAGUUUUAAACAUCAAUGAUGAAUACUCUGACAUAAUAGACGCUUUUUCAAACAGUGAUGACAAUGCUGAUGCCAAAACUCAAAAUGUCAUAAAUGAUGACAUUUUUGAGACUUCUGAUUUUACUUUAGCCUCAAAAGAUGAAUAUACAGAACCAAAAAUGAACUUGGCUACUGAUGAUUCUGGCUUCAAUAAUUUUUCUACUAAAUUUUCAAAUAAUGACAACUCAUCAAUAAAUAGCAAAAGUACACCAAAUGAGCCCAGAAAUUACGGUAAUGAUACGAAUUUUAUCAAACCUUUUGAAAACACUUCAAAAAAUAAAAACGUUUUUAAAAACUCAAAUAAAAAUGACCUACAAAGAACUACAGUACCUUAUAAUGUUGUCGACAUAUUAAACCAACAUGAAGAAGAAGAGGAGUUACCUAAAUAUCAAUUCGAUACUGGACUAGAACCAUUACCUACACCGGAAAAUAAAAAUGGUUUGUUUUAUCUACCCUGCUACACUUUUCCUAUAUUAAUUUAUAGUCCAUGAUGUUAUAAUAACUCAUUUUUAGAUUCAUCGACGGAAAAAAUAGUAACACUAGAAAGUGUACCUGUACCAUUAGGUUAUAUACCGUUCCCAUUCCAAAAAUUCAACUUUUUGGGCAAUGAAGAUCUAUCCGACAGUGACAAACCUACAUCGACUACUGAAAAAUCAGACUUAUUAGAAGACAACGCUUCUGUCGACAGUUUUAAUGAAGACAUUUUUGAUGAAAAGCAAGCUGCUACUGCGUUGGAAGUAAGUUAAUAUUACCGUCUAUCGGUCGCAGUCAACAAAGACCGAUUUCACAGUGCAAAAGGUUUUUUGUAAAUUUAAACGAUUUCAGCAUUUAAUCCGAGUAAACACUAUAGAAGCCCAUAACAAACACAUAUUUCCGGACAAAGUCGACCAAUACUUACAUCCAGGUGGACCAUCGACUGUAGCACCAGAACCACUAGAGUCAUCAAUUAUAGAAAAUGCAUCAUUUGGAAUGGAAAUGACAGUCGAAGAAUGUCAAGGACCUUUAGGAGACCCGGGAGAUCUGGGAGAAGAUGGUUAUGAUGGUAUAAAUGGACCUGAUGGUGCUCCUGGUGCAGAUAUGUCAUUAGAGUAUAUUGAGGAUGAAGAUGGCUGUCAGGUGUGCCCAACAGGCCCGCCGGGCUUUGUUGGAAAAGAAGGAGACAUGGGUAAACAGGUAAACUAUAUAAGUUAUAUUUUUUAUCUGAAAAUAAAUUAAAUAUUGAUUUCUUUUUUAGGGAAUACCCGGUUUUCCAGGCCCUCCAGGAUUCGUUGGUCUGGACGGAAAUUCAUCUGAUUGUACAGGACCAAUCGGACCAGCGGGUGAUCCAGGUUUGCCUGGUAAUAACGGGCCAGUUGGUUCGCCUGGUGAUGAUGUUAUGUCGGGAAUUGGAGAACCAGGCCCAGAAGGAGAAGAAGGCUUUAUUGGACCAAGAGGUACUGUAGGGCGACCUGGCAAACCUACAGUAUUCUUGCCUGGACUACCUGGAAAGCAGGGACUACAAGGACCACCCGGUCGGAACGGUUCGCCUGGUCAGGGUGGUGUUGUCGGAGUGGCCGGUGAACCUGGGAAUGAUGCUAGGUAGGAAGUUACUCUGUUUCCAGUUGGAACUAUGAUUUUUUAAAGCUAAACUUUAUCUUACAUAUUCAAAAUAAUAUAUAUUAUAAAUGUUUUCAGCUACUGCCCAUGUCCAAGACAUCCUGGUUUGAACCCGAAUUCCGCCAAGAAACCCUACAAAUACUCAUUGACACCUUUGAGUCAGGGAAAUCCCUUCGGCAUUGUUUCUUCCGAACCUUUGAUACCGAAAAAGAAAGUCCCUUGGAUUAAAGACAAAGUCAAAAAGUUUAAAUCUGCUUUGAAUCCCAAGGCUUUUUAA
Molecule: messenger RNA, 2974 nt
Organism: Bursaphelenchus okinawaensis
Lineage: Eukaryota; Metazoa; Nematoda; Chromadorea; Rhabditida; Aphelenchoididae
Source: the annotation of a GenBank genome assembly